Messenger RNA from Staurois parvus, 309 nucleotides. Lineage: Eukaryota; Metazoa; Chordata; Amphibia; Anura; Ranidae. The record is from the annotation of a GenBank genome assembly.
AUGCUUAGUUUGGUGUGUAUUACUGGAGUUUUUAUUUUAUUGGGAGAGUGCAUGUGAUUAGCACAAGGCCAAUCAGUGCUGUCCAGACAGAGGCCAGGGGUUAUGCAGCCUCAUAGGACAAUCAGGGGAGAAUGUAAGCUCUUCCUACAAGCUUUAACCAGUGCUCAGCUGGACACUGAUAGAAGUCACAAGACUGCUCUAAGUGCUGAUAAAAAAAAGGUAUUUAGCAGUUCAUAUUUACUAAAAUAAUUGCAUUUCAAUGUUCUGUGUACUGUGGGAGACCAGAUAGAGUGAAUGCAGGGGCCUGGG